Molecule: messenger RNA, 840 nt
Organism: Suillus fuscotomentosus
Lineage: Eukaryota; Fungi; Basidiomycota; Agaricomycetes; Boletales; Suillaceae
Exons: 2
Coding region: 97-792 (231 amino acids)
Source: RefSeq, a predicted model, not a curated record
CGCCUACUUUUUAUCUUCCCUACCACACCAACGCAAUCACCGCAUCGUUGUCCACCCCCUCAUACUCACAUCUAGCCAGUACAUCAUUACCGGACGAUGAAUUCAUACGCCUUUCCGUCCUCCCAUUCGCCCUACAGUACCCAUCAGACUGUUGCCUACCCCACUUCUCCACACUCGCAACACGGUCAUGGGAGUUACAACUACGGGACUCCCCUGAGGCGGGCAUCUACCGGGCAUACCUACGCAUCUAGCCCACAAUACGGGUACCCCCCUGUAGUCCAGGCGCCGCAGACUACUCAAUACUUGUCUGUGCCUAACUCUCACCACCGCAGCAGGAGUCAGAGCAGGCACAGUCAUAGCAGACCCAGAGCCAACAGCCACAGUCAUCACGGGCAUGGGCACGGGCACGGGCACGGAUACAGUACAACUGCUACCUACCCAGUCGCAUACGCAACAUCUGCUCCCGUAUACAGCCAACCUAGCUCAGGACAUCAUCGCUCUCAUUCCACGUCACACAGACACCGUUCCCACUCGCGCCCUGCUCAUUCUUACGCAGGCGGUGGUGAUUAUCACAGAGGUCGAUCAGUAUCAAUCGGUGACCGCUUUCGGAAUUUCCUUGGAAUGGAGCCCUCAUCGAACUCUUACUACAAUUCCUACGGAAAUCGAGGGCACGGGCACCACAACUCUUACGGUGGUAUGAGAGAUGAAAGAAGACCGAGGAAACACAGUGGCUAUGUGGACGAACACGGGAGAGAAGUGGAUAGCCGUGGACGAAUGAUCCAUCGCUUUUAAUUUAGGCAGCUGUUUUGACAAUGUAGUUUAUGUACCCAAAGGGCAGGA